Schistocerca cancellata (South American locust) is the source of this 898-nucleotide messenger RNA. Its product is annotated as adhesive plaque matrix protein 2-like. The transcript is spliced from 4 exons. NCBI's taxonomy places the organism in Eukaryota, Metazoa, Arthropoda, Insecta, Orthoptera, Acrididae. The coding region runs from base 111 to 491 and encodes 126 amino acids. The record is from RefSeq and is a predicted model, not a curated record.
UCAUUCCGUGAACUUUAGUCUCCUAGAGCAAUGACCCCCUGCUUCAGUUGUAGUGCCCGCUUAUUUUCAAGAGAAUUCAUAUAAAACGAGUUCCAUCUUUUACAGCAGAAAUGUUAAAAGCGAGUACUGUCUUACUAUACAUACUUCUAGUGUUUGAAUUUCAGUUUGUCUUUAUGUGCGAAAGUAAUCAGACUCGACAAGGCUGCCGCAUUCAGGAGGGUACAUGCUUGUGUGGGGUCGGAUGUUACUCGGAAUACAGAUAUUCUUCAAGGGAAGAAUGUAGGAAGGCUCUGAAAGGACGUGGUGAUGACCCCUGUCAGGUGAACCCAUGCGAGAAUGGAGGUUCGUGCAGUCAAAUAUCAUUUGAGCCUGGGUAUCGCUGUCGUUGCGAAGGAACAGGUUUCUAUGGCAACCGCUGUCAAAAUGCUUGUCCAAUACCAGGAACAUCAACAGGCCGAUACUCUUUCCCACAUGAGUGUAUUGUAAUCUGAGAAUGAUUGUGGGCAAAAUCUGACAUUUCAUAGUACUGAGAAGUAUCCAAAGUGGAUAUAGUAUAUUUACAAGUUUCUGCUUAUUGCAGGAACUCUAAAUCCUGCUACAAAAUGCAACAAUUGGUCAGUACACAAUAGAAAAAUUCAUGCAUGGCACGAAAACAAUCUGGAAGGAGUAAUUGUAUUUGACAACAAACUGUGUGAUUAAUAGGCUGUCAUCUUAAAGGAUUUUAUUAGGUCCUUCAAGAUAGAGAUUAAUGUUAAACAAUAUGUUCAACAUAAAAACAUGUGCAUCCAUCUGUUGCCUUCAUAUUAUACACAGCUGUUUCUUUUGUAACUACCUACGUUCUUUAAAAAGACAUUCCACUGACCUUACCAUCCUGUAAGAGUAUUUUUUUCUUUUUUUU